CCGUCCCCGCGGGGGUGUCUGGGAAGGAGAGAUCAUGGCGGCGGAGCCGAGCAAGACGGAGAUCCAAACCCUCUUCAAGCGGCUUCGGGCAGCGCCGGCCAACAAGUCGUGCUUCGACUGCGGCGCCAAGAACCCGAGCUGGGCCAGUAUCACCUAUGGGGUCUUCCUGUGCAUCGACUGUUCCGGCGUCCACAGAUCCCUGGGCGUGCACCUCAGCUUCAUCAGGUCCACAGAGUUGGAUUCUAACUGGAACUGGUUCCAGCUGAGGUGUAUGCAAGUGGGCAGUAAUGCCAACGCGACUGCUUUCUUCCGCCAGCACGGCUGUACCACCACAGAUGCCAAUGCUAAAUAUAACAGUCGAGCUGCCCAGAUGUACAGGGAGAAGAUCCGGCAGCUGGCAAGUGCUGCCAUGGCCAAGUAUGGCACUGAUUUGCUUAUAGAUGGACUGAGUGGAGCCCCUGGGCACUCCCCUGACAAGAGUGAUGCUGAUUUCUUCAUGGAGCACACACAGUCUUCCAGUACCUGGGAUGUAGCAGAUGCCUGCCAGAAUCCUGCACAGUCUUCUCCAGAGGCAGAAAAAGCAGCAAAGUCAUCAGAAGGCAGCGAAGUUUCGAGUCCCAGCCAAGGUCCAUCAAUUGACUUGUUGAGCACAUCUCCUAAAGCUCCUCUAGACGUGUCCAUGUAUCUGUCAACACAAGGGGCUGCUCCUGCUGGAGAACUUAAAUCCUCCCUUAUUGGAAAGAAGAAGCCGGGAGCUGCCAAGAAAGGGCUGGGUGCAAAAAAAGGUCUUGGAGCCCAGAAAGUCAGCAGCCAGAGCUUCAGUGAGAUUGAGCGGCAAGCCCAGGUGGCAGAACAGCUGAGGGAGCAGCAGGCAGUGGAGUCCAGGAAACAAGCUGAGGAGUCCAUAGUCACCUCAAUGCGACUGGCUUAUCAGGAACUGCAGCUGGAUCGGAAGAAGGAAGAGAAGAAACUCCAGAACCUUGAAGGGAAGAAACGUGAACAAGCAGAGAGGCUGGGCAUGGGAUUGGUGUCCAGAAGUUCUAUUUCACACUCGGUGAUGUCUGAGAUGCAAGUAAUUGAGCAGGAGACGCCGCUGGUAGCAAAAUCUUCCCGCUCCCAAUUGGACUUGUUUGAAGAUGGUGGAAGCUUCACAUCUGGACCCCCCAAGUACAAAUACAAUCCCUUCACAUUUGAAGAUGCAUUUGGCUCACGAUGGGAAACAGACUCUUCAUGGGGUAUGGACAAAGAGGAGGAACCAGAGGUGACCAUUUCCAGCAUUCGGCCAGUUUCAGAGAGACCUACCAGUAGGCGGGAGAUGGAGAACAGGCCAUCCAUGGUGGAAUCCAAUGAAGCUCGGCAGAAGUUUGCAGGGGCUAAAGCUAUCUCUUCAGAUAUGUUUUUUGGACGGGAGGCAGAUGCUGAGUAUGAAGCCAGAUCCCGACUGCAGCAGCUCUCAGGCAGCAGUGCCAUCAGCUCUGCAGACCUGUUUGGAGAGGCUGACAAUGUGCAUUCAGGUGGCGUGUCUAUUGGAAAUGUCCUGCCUGCAGCUGACAUUGCACAAUUCAAACAAGGAGUGAAAUCAGUUGCAGGCAAGAUGGCUGUCUUGGCCAAUGGCGUGAUGAACUCCCUUCAGGAUCGUUAUGGUUCAUAUUGAUGACCCAGGGACUGCAAAGGGAAGCCAGCAAGAGGCACUGAUGCCACCUUUGCCUGGAAUAAACUCCACAGGAUUGUCUUAUUUGUCUGG
This is a messenger RNA of Cinclus cinclus, 1744 nucleotides long. It is a transcript of the gene ARFGAP2, whose product is annotated as ADP ribosylation factor GTPase activating protein 2. Bases 35 to 1654 code for a protein of 539 amino acids. Gene Ontology annotation, molecular function: GTPase activator activity. The transcript is spliced from 17 exons. The record is from RefSeq and is a predicted model, not a curated record. Gene Ontology annotation, biological process: COPI coating of Golgi vesicle. NCBI's taxonomy places the organism in Eukaryota, Metazoa, Chordata, Aves, Passeriformes, Cinclidae.